Molecule: messenger RNA, 697 nt
Organism: Vicia villosa (hairy vetch)
Lineage: Eukaryota; Viridiplantae; Streptophyta; Magnoliopsida; Fabales; Fabaceae
Exons: 1
Coding region: 130-600 (156 amino acids)
Source: RefSeq, a predicted model, not a curated record
CCCUCAUUUACAAUCAAUUCAUCUUGAGCCUUUUUUUCUUAUUCUCUAUUCUCUUUAUUAUUGUUCAUUAUUUUUCUCUUCUACUUCAAAGUCAUAAAAGGUUAAACCAAUUUAACAAUUUGUUUCAAAAUGGAUUCACAAGUUUGUGAAACUUUAGCUUAUGAUGUAGAAAUCAAGGGCGAUAAUCUUCUCAUGUCACUAAUGGAAGAGUUGCCAUGUGAUGAAAAUGAUGAUGAAAGAUUAGAUAGCUUGAUAAGAUCUUUUGAGGCUGAAAUUAGUGAAAGCAAGAUGGGUGAUCAUGAUGAUUCAACAAGUAUAGAAUCACUACAAAUGAAGAGCAAUUUUGAAGAGAAUUACAAUGAAUUAUGGAACAUAGGACAAGUGGGUGAAGAGCAUGAAUUUGUGAUUGAAUGGGUUGAUAUGGAUUUGAUACCAUCCUUCCAAUUUGAUGAUGGGAGUUGGGAGUGUUUUGGAGAUGAGAAGGAUGUCAUGAUGGUUGAUCAUUUAAUGGUUUGUGAUGAUGGGUUUGAAUUUGAUAUGGAAGAACAUGCUUACAAUUCAUUUUGGCAAGAUAAUUAUGAGAUGGGUUUGGUUCAUUAGUUUGUCUUAUUGCUUAUGUAUAUAGACUAUAGUCAUGUUUUGUAAUUAAUUCUCAAUCCCUUUUCUGUUGAGAUGAUAUGCAAAAAGAGUUUAUGAA